GUACUGCUUGCACUAUCCGUACGUACUAUCCGUACUGGGAGCCGGGGGAGCUGGAGCUGCCAACGUAGGGCGCGGAAUUCAGUCCGUAAAGCUUCGUCUGCCUGCCCCCAGAACCCCAUCAACACCACCACUGCGACCCACGACACAACCUUACACAGACGAGGCAGUCGGUCAGACCUACCAAGCCUCGAGAGGAGAGGCUGGGCACACAAGAGCAGCUCAGUUGACGGGCUCACGGCCCUCGGCCAACGGCCCACGUGCACGAUGGACGCUGUCGACGCCACCGACCACUACGAGAUCUACGCCACCGAGGAGACGCCCUCGCUCUGUGCAGUCGUCAUCGACACGAACCCACGCGCCUGGGCGGCCCUGAAGCGCGACCUGCCCAUCUCCAAGGCCCUCGCCAACAUCCUCGUCUUCAUCAACUCCCACCUCGCCUUCAGCAGCACCAACCAGGUUGCGCUGAUCGCCUCGCACACCAACCGCGCAGUAUGGCUCUACCCGCCACGUCCAAAGCCCAGGGAGGCACGGCCUCGAGGGAACGGCCAGCAUGACGGAGACGUCGAGAUGGCAGACGCCGCUCCCACGUCAAUACCGCCGCCCAAGAAGCGCAAUGCCAAUGCCGCCAACAAGUACCCCCAGUUCGCCCAGAUCGAGUCCUCAAUCGUCGCCUCCCUGCGCGAGCUCAUGUCCUCCACCACCGAGGCCGACCUGCAGGCCACCACCACCACCCAGAUCUCGGGCGCCCUGACCCUCGCCCUGUCGCACAUCAACAAGACCUCCAUCCUCCUGUCCGCCAACGACAACGCCGACGCCUCCACCCUCGCCGCCAAGAAGAACGGUGGCUCCACCGCCGCCAACCUCUCCGCCCAGCGCGCCGGCCUCCUCGCGGGACUGCACGCGAGGAUCCUCGUCGUCUCCGUCUCCGAGAGCUCCCCGGCCCAGUACAUCCCCACAAUGAACGCCGUCUUCGCCGCCAGCCACGCCGGCAUCCCCAUCGACAUCCUCUCCCUGCACGGCAGCGCCACCUUCCUCCAGCAGGCGAGCUACAUCACCCGCGGCACCUUCAUGGAGGCCGCCAGCCCCCAGGGCCUGCUGACCUACCUGCUCUUCGGCUUCGCCUCCUCCAUCUCCUCGGCCAAGGCGGUCAUGACGACGACGUCAAACACCGGCGGCUCCACCAAGCACGACGGCGACGACGACCACGGCGGCGGCGGCGGCGGGGGUGGCGGCGCGGGCAUGAACCAGCUGGUCAGCCCGUCGACGGUGAGCGUCGACUUCCGCGCCGCCUGCUUCUGCCACCGCAAGGUCAUCGACACGGGCUUUGUCUGCAGCAUCUGCCUGUCCAUCUUCUGCGAGGUGCCGCAGGACGCAGAGUGCCUCACGUGCGGCAACAGGCUAGCACUCGGCACGUACGGCGCACGCCCAGCCGUGGUGCCGCGCAAGAAGAAGAAGAAGAGGAAGCUCGGGCUCAACGGGGAGCCCGUCGGCAGCGAACAGCCCAGUAGCGCCGUGGGCACGCCGAGGCCGGGCUGAGCUGGGGGGGUCUUGUAUCGUCCAAGAUGGAGCUUAGUCUUUCUAGGAGCUUGGGGAUGCUUGCCCCCUGACGCCAGCAAGUAGUGCGCUGGAUAGCCGGUGCGACAGCUUGCCUGGUAGCGAUGAAACGAAGCAUGAGAGUAUCUGAAAAAAGACGAAAGAGAGUCGCUCGUAAAUGAUCCUGGGCAGACGGGGAAUCACCCUACAGUCCAGUUUAGCGACCGGGAUUAGCCAGCUCUCCAGCUGGCAAGAGUGGCUGCUAGAAUGGACAGCCAAGAAGAGACGAAAGGAAGAGUACCACCAAGACACCAUGGUGAGUCUUAUCAAAUAAGAUACCCCAGCGGACCAGGUAGUCCCGCGUGUGAUGGGAAAGGAUAUGAUGGAUAUCCAAUUGACCAUGCGAAGUAUGUAUGAUGGACGGGAAAAGAAGAGAUAUAGGACGUGAUAGAAAGAAACAGCACAGCGCCCAUGCCCAUAACUGAUUGGGGACCUGCAUCUCCAGGAAUAAAUACCCUUUGACGAGGUCUUGAAAGCGCCCUCGAGCCAAA
Molecule: messenger RNA, 2084 nt
Organism: Diaporthe batatas
Lineage: Eukaryota; Fungi; Ascomycota; Sordariomycetes; Diaporthales; Diaporthaceae
Product: TFIIH/NER complex subunit TFB4
Exons: 1
Coding region: 265-1536 (423 amino acids)
Biological process (GO): regulation of DNA-templated transcription; nucleotide-excision repair
Cellular component (GO): transcription factor TFIIH holo complex; transcription factor TFIIH core complex
Source: RefSeq, a predicted model, not a curated record